Molecule: messenger RNA, 546 nt
Organism: Pseudomassariella vexata
Lineage: Eukaryota; Fungi; Ascomycota; Sordariomycetes; Amphisphaeriales; Pseudomassariaceae
Exons: 5
Coding region: 1-546 (181 amino acids)
Source: RefSeq, a predicted model, not a curated record
AUGGUGUACUCCAAGAUCUCUAGCGAACGGCGAAAAGUGCGCAUGACCAAGACUUCGCCUCCGAACUAUGAAGUGGAGAAGACACCCGUCAACAAGAUCCUGGAGAGAGUCGAGAAUGCCAAGAGCCCGGCUGUCAUUAUUGACGGCGGGGCUGCCAGAUACUCCUGGGAGGACAAGGCCGAGGACCUUGUCAAUGCUCUGAAAAUCCCGGCGGCUCUUACGAACACAAUUAACUUUUGGAGAUUCUACGUUAUGAUUGGCAAAGAAAGAUUCAUCAUCGACCUUGUGCACGUACACCCGGUCGAGCGCUAUCUAAAUGGCCUUCAUGCCCCGUAUAACCACGUUCCGCUCUGUGACUAUGGUGCGCCGUUCAAGCCUUUCGUGUCGGAUGUUGAGAAUCAGCCUGGGACGUUCAAAGUAGACAAGGCUGCGGAGUUGGACGCAUUGUUUAAUCAUGAGGACUUCAACUCGGCCGAUUAUCCUCAGGUGAUGGACUACUUGGAUGCUCCUCACGCCUUGAAGGCCUUGUACAGUCCCAAGGAGUAA